AUGUCGUACUGGAAGAAAACAGUGAAUGUAAAAUCAAGUGAACCAAUCCGGAAGCUGUGUCAAACUCUAGAGAUUGAGGGGCAGAAACAGUAUCCAGACUUGCAGCUGCUGGCUGCUCUGAGAAUGGAGCUUGAGAAGGCUUGUCAAGAAGAGGAGUCCUUUUGGAAGCAGAAAUACCUGUUGCUUGAAGGAAUGCAAACAAGAUUCACAAACAGAAUGUACAACAGCCUUUCGAAGCCGGUGACAGAUGCUGAAAUUAAACAUGCAGUCAAAGCUAUCAAAAGCGACAGUGCACCGGGGAUAGAUGGCAUGACAGGUCAGUUAUUUCAAAGAUACCGGAGCAUCACGGGUGCACAAGUGACCAAGGAGGUGAAAGAGUUCUUUGAGUCUGGAGUGAUGCCGACAGACUGGAACCAUACUCAACAAUGCUUGUUACCAAAGGUGCCCAAUGCAAAACAAAUGAAGGAUCUGAGACCAAUUAGUCUUUUCUCGGUGGUGUAUAAAAUCAUCUUGAAAGUGUUGAGCAACAGGCUAAAGGGUAUCCUACCUCGGAUUUUCUCUCCGACCCAAGGAGCCUUUGUUGCAGGUCGGUUGACUUCAGAUAAUCUUCUAACAGCGCAUGAGAUGAUUCAUGGUCUCAAGACGAACCCCAACUGUAGAGGAGAUUAUAUAGCUAUAAAGACAAAUAUUUCUAAAGCUUAUGACAAAGUGGAGUGGGAUUUCUUGGAGACUUUGUUCGCAAAGUUGGGGUUUGCUGGGCGUUGGAUUGAGUGGGUAAUGAGCUGCGUUCGAGCAGAACAAAAUGGGUCACUUACAGGCAUGAAGUUGACGAGGAACUGCCCUUCUGUUCAGCAUUUUCUUUUUGCAGAUGACAGUAUGUUCCCAUGUAAAGCCAGUUUAUGUGAAUGUACUGAGUUAAUAAGAUGCUUGAAGCUGCAUGAAGACUCCUCGGAUCAGGUUAUAAACUUCCAGAAGUCAGCGAUCUCGUUUGGUGCUAAUAUUGAUCCGGUUAUGAGGAGGUUGUUGGCUGAGAUUCUACAGAUUGAAAACAAAGGUGGCAAUGGGAACUACUUGGGUUUACUUGAAUGCUUCUUGGGUUCAAAACAUAAACUGCUUGCUUUCAUUGGUGAGAAACUUAACGAGAGAUUACGAGGUUGGUUUGCCAAAAAGCUUUCCCAUGGAGGAAAGGAGGUGCUCCUCAAUUCUAUUGCUAUGGUGCUCCCGGUGUACGCGAUGUCAUGUUUCCGCUUGACUAAACACCAUUGCCAAAAGAUUAUGAGUGAAAUGGCCAGCUUCUGGUGGGCUGAAGAUGGUGACAAAAAGAAGAUUCAUUGGAUUGCUUGGAAAAAUAUAUGUGUACCAAAGGACAAAGGUGACUUGGGUUUCAGGGAUAUAGAAGAUUUCAACCAAGGUCUAUUGGCAAAACAAGCAUGGAAGCUGCAUAAUGAGCCUAAUAGCUUACUGAUGAGGGUCUACAGAGGUCGCUAUUACUCUGCAUCGAGCUUCUUGGAAUGUGAGCUGAUAGGAGAUGAUGGGAAAUGGAAAAUAGAUACACUGGAGGAACUAUUCCCACCAAAUGAAGUUCAACGUAUCAAGCAGAUCAUACUGGGUAACAUGGAUGACAAGGAGAUUUGGGCCUUUAAUAAGGCUGGAGACUACUCAGUUAAAAGUGGAUGUUCGCUGCUAAGGAAACUAGCUGAGAAUGCGGGAGAAGAAGGUAUGGUGCAUGAUCAGGCUAUGAUUGAGCUGAAGAAACAAAUAUGGAGAAUGAGAACUAUCCCCAAGAUUCGAACGUUUGUAUGGCGUGCAGCAUCGGGGGCCCUAGCGGUAGCAGAACGUCUUACGGCCCAUGGCAUGCCUGUGGAGAUGACAUGUAUGUUAUGCCACCAAGGGAUAGAGACAAUUGAGCAUGUUCUGUUUCAGUGCACAAAGGCACAAGAGCUCUGGAGUGAGUUUGAUCUAACCUCGGGCCAUUCCUUUCAUGCUGGUACACUCACAGAGUUGUUGAAUGAAUCGUUAGAAGAAGAAACAUUAUGGCAUGAGUUGAAUAGAGUAGAGAGCAGUGGCAUUACAAUGCCUAAUGACCUAGGGGUGCCAAAGUAG
This is a messenger RNA of Brassica napus (rape), 2103 nucleotides long. RefSeq lists its product as uncharacterized. The record is from RefSeq and is a predicted model, not a curated record. Lineage: Eukaryota; Viridiplantae; Streptophyta; Magnoliopsida; Brassicales; Brassicaceae. The transcript has 5 exons. The coding region runs from base 1 to 2103 and encodes 700 amino acids.